AUGUUCCGAAAUGUACGUGACUAUUUCAAAAGUUCGAAUGAAAAAAGUGAAAACUCCGAAAAUGGAGCAGUUGAUGGAGGUAAUAACGAAAGUGAAGGUAAUGCCAAUGGGGUGAAUGACGGGAGUGGAGAACGGGGCCCCCUUUAUGAUGAAGCAAACCAGGCGGACUACCUAAAUGAGGGGUCUUACAAGAAUGUAGGUGAUAUUUGCAAAGAGGAAGUGAGAACUGGAAAUAAUUUCAGAAAGAAAUAUGACAGUUACAGUGAUUUGGAUAAUGCUAAGAAGGGGUGUAGUACGAGUGAUGAGGACAGUCGUAAAAAUAAAAACUUCGUUACUAACGGGGACACCUACAAGAAGAGCGAACAGUUUGCGAGUAAUUGCGAGAUCAGCGCGAGUUGCGCGGUGAGCGACGCAGGAAGUAACGAUGGGAAGGACUUCAGCGGCGAAUCCGAGAACGAGCGCGACGCUGCAGAUCCGGAAGGCAAAAAUAGCAGUAGGAGGGAUAAGCACAAACUGGAUCUAAGUGAUGAAGCUUUGAAGAGGAGGAAAUUGACCGAAGCAACGGCAGUAGAUGAGGAAGGGGAGGAAAAUAAGAUCAAUGGUGAUGGGGAAGAAGAGGCUGUUGAUAAGGAAAAGCCGGUGGAGGAGAACCCCGACGAGAGUGCCAACUCCCCGAGUGAAGAGAAGGUGAAUUAUUUGCAAGAAAAAUUACAACAGCUCCUAUCCGAGACGAAGCGGUAUACGGAGAAGCUCGUAGGUCAGCGAGUAAAAAUGAGUGUGCAAUCAAAGGGGAACAAAACAAGACGUUGUGCAAUGACAGAGAAGGAAGAAGAUUAUAUGUUAUUGAAGGAUGCCAAUGAGGAGGAUGAAACGUUUAUUAUGAAGCAGCCAGCUAAUAUCAACGGGUGCAUGAAGCCUUAUCAAAUUGAAGGGCUAAAUUGGCUGUACCAGUUGUAUAGGCACAAGAUUAACGGAAUUUUAGCAGACGAAAUGGGUUUGGGAAAGACCUUGCAAACUAUCAGCUUGUUAUGUUACUUAAGAUUUAAUAAAAAUAUAAAAAGGAAAAGUAUCAUUAUAUGUCCCAGGUCAACAUUAGACAAUUGGUAUCAAGAAAUAAAAAAAUGGUGUACACAAAUGAAGGCUUUUAAAUAUUAUGGGAGUAAGGAACAGAGAAGGGAAUUGAACAAGAAUGUGUUACAUACAGAUUAUGAUGUGCUGCUGACGACUUACGAAAUAGUGAUUAAGGAUAAGAGCGCCUUGUUUGAUAUCGACUGGUUUUUUCUCGUAAUAGAUGAAGCACAUAGGAUAAAGAAUGACAAAAGUGUGUUAAGUUCUUCUGUCCGUUUUUUGCGAUCUGAGAAUAGAUUACUAAUUACAGGAACACCCUUACAUAAUAACUUGAAGGAGUUGUGGUCCCUAUUAAAUUUUUUAAUGCCAAAAAUAUUUGACAACUCCGAAGAAUUUGACAACUUGUUUAAUAUAUCAAAGAUCAGUUCCAACGAUAAUAAGCAGAGUGAAAUAAUCACCCAGCUGCACACCAUUUUAAAGCCUUUUAUGUUAAGAAGGCUUAAAGUGGAAGUGGAGCAGUGCUUACCUCCCAAGAGGGAGAUAUAUGUAUUUGUGGGCAUGUCAAAAUUGCAAAAGAAAUUAUACUCUGAUAUACUUAGCAAAAAUAUUGAUGUAAUUAAUGCCAUGACGGGGAGCAAAAAUCAAAUGCUUAAUAUACUUAUGCAGCUGAGAAAGUGCUGUAAUCAUCCCUACCUAUUUGAUGGUAUUGAAGAACCACCUUACAUUGAAGGGAAUCACUUGAUCGAGACAUCUGGGAAAAUGUCCCUCCUGGAUAAACUGCUCCCAAGAUUGAAAAAAGAAAAUUCACGUGUGCUUCUAUUUUCACAAAUGACCAGAGUUUUAGAUAUCAUUGAUGAUUAUUGCAGGUGGAAGAAUUAUGAGUACCUUCGUAUUGAUGGGUCUACAGUAGGAGACGAGAGGCAAAUUAGGAUCAAUCAGUUUAACGAACCGAAUAGUAAAUAUUUUAUUUUCUUGCUGUCCACCAGAGCAGGAGGAAUUGGAAUUAACUUAACUACAGCAGAUAUUGUGAUCCUGUUUGAUUCAGAUUAUAACCCGCAGAUGGAUAUUCAAGCCAUGGACAGAGCACAUCGUAUAGGUCAGAAAAAAAAAGUCAUUGUGUACAGAUUUGUCACACAAAAUUCAGUGGAGGAGAAAAUUGUCGAAAGGGCAGCGAAGAAAUUAAAGCUAGACUCUCUUAUUAUUCAAAAGGGAAAGCUAAAUUUGAAUAACAAAGAAAAUAACAAACAAGAAUUACAUGAUAUUUUAAAUUUUGGAGCACCGGAGGUGUACAAAACACAAGACAUCUCGUCCAUUUCGGAUGAAGAUAUUGAUAUCAUUUUAGCCGAUGCUGAGAAGAGAACUAUGGAAAUUGAAAAUAAGUUAAAAAAUUUAGAAAAUAUUUUUGAUUUAUCGAAUAUAUCGCUAGAUGGAGGAUUGAACAUGUACAACAAUUUGACAAAAGACGGUUCAGAAGGAUCCAGUGAUGAGGAGUAUACAGACUCGGAGGAUGGAGAGGAAGAUGAAGAGGACGAGGAAGGAAAUUACUCGGAGGGGGACCACAUUGAAGGACAGGCAGGAGGUGCAGGAGGCAUUGACGGAGUUGUCAAAAAGAAGAAGAAAAAGAAGAAAAACUUCAACAAAAUAAGAAGUACGAUAAAAAAGUUCCUGAAAAAUAAUAAAAAAAAUAUGGCCUUCCUUGAUUUAGGAGAAAGAAAAAGUAAAUGGAAAGUUAUGAAUUCGACAAGCAACAAAAUUAUCAAGAAAAAAAUAGAGCUGCAUGGAUGGAGAGCAGAAGCGAGGGGGGGACAUGACUUCCAAUUUUUUAAUAAUGCAAAAUUAGAUGAGUUAGAAAAGCUAGAAGAAAGGUGGAAAAAGUAUCGCAUUAGUGAAGACAAAAUUAGGACAAUUAUUGACGCACAAAGUGAGGAAAAGGAUUUUGACAAGUACAUAAAUUUUUCUGACUUUCUCGAUCUGCAUGCAAAGAACAUUUACGAAAUUAUCAACUUGAUAUAUCCGAACAUUUUUGAUGAGCAUACGGAGGAGGAGGGUGCGGGUGAACCCAGUGCGAAUGGCGCAGAGGGGGGAAGUGCCAACAACCAGGAUGGCACGAGCAAGACAGAGGAGGUUGUCGGCGAGGCUAGCGACAGCUUAAGCGAGGUGCAGCAGGUGAAGAAGAAAAUCAUCAAACUGUUUGAGUCGAAGAAGAAGCUGAACAUGGUUCGGUUCAGGGACAGAAGCGUGAAAGUCUGCUACGAGUACAUUACCAAUGUUGUUAAGAGGCACUUGGGAGAGAACAGUAACAACGAAAGUAAUAGCAACAAAAAGAGUAAGAGCAGCAAGCCCGUUAGGAAGUCCGUGGACCAUGACUUGGUCAACAUAGACAUUGAUCAGAUAAGGAAUGAAAAAGAGAAGCUUCUGAAGGAAGGGUUCGCCAAAUGGAACAAGGCGGAAUUUAACAAGCUGAUGAGUGGGCUGAUCAUCUACGGCAGCGACGACAUCGAGUUCAUCCAGGAGAAGUACUUUGGCAAUUCGAAGAAGACUCUGGAGGAUAUAAGGGCCUACUUGCGGGUCUUUUUCCGGAAAUACAACCAGGUCAAGGGGGGUAAAAGACUCUUCGACAAAAUUCAAAAGUCCGAUCUGCAGAGGCAGUUGAUACAGGAGGAAAACGAUCUCAUCGCAAAUUUUGUUGAAAAGCAGCUGUCCGAUGGAGUCGACACCAUUGACAAGCUGGAAUUGCCCCCGAAUCUGUGCUACGAACAUUUGCAGAAACUGGAGGAACCACCAAACCCCCCCACAGGGGAAGUUAAGGAAGAGAAGGAGACCAAAAAUGCUAUGAGUGAAGAAGAAAUAGCAUAUUACGAAAGAGAAAAUAAAAUAUUACUUUGGCUGUUGUACCAGGAGGGGGUGGUUCACACAAAGAGCAUUCACAUUUUGACGCCCUAUUAUUGGGCUCAAGCUCAGGAUUUUUUUAAGUACGCAAGCACCCCGUACGAACACAUAGAGUAUAGAUGCCGCCUGAUCGUGGAUGCCGUUGUGCAGAUGAGCAGAAGGAACUCUAAAGCCUCGAGUAGCAAGGAAAAGAAAAAGUGA
This is a messenger RNA of Plasmodium fragile, 4158 nucleotides long. RefSeq lists its product as uncharacterized. The record is from RefSeq and is a predicted model, not a curated record. Gene Ontology annotation, molecular function: ATP-dependent chromatin remodeler activity; DNA binding; ATP binding. The transcript is spliced from 5 exons. Lineage: Eukaryota; Apicomplexa; Aconoidasida; Haemosporida; Plasmodiidae. Gene Ontology annotation, cellular component: nucleus. The coding region runs from base 1 to 4158 and encodes 1385 amino acids.